CUGCCGUCGACCCGUUCGUUGUUAGAAAACGCCGAGCAGCGCGAAAGAGUAGUAAAUUUAUCAAAAAUGCCGAGUCAAGAAGUAAUCACGACGAAAGUGGUGGUCCAUCCUCUGGUGCUACUGAGCGUCGUCGAUCAUUUUAAUCGUAUGGGAAAAAUCGGCUUUCAAAAACGCGUUGUUGGUGUUUUGUUAGGUUGUUGGCGAGGCAAGGGAGUUCUCGAUGUGUCAAACAGUUUUGCAGUUCCUUUCGACGAGGAUGACAACGACAAAUCCGUGUGGUUCCUCGACCAUGAUUACCUCGAAAACAUGUAUGGAAUGUUCAAAAAAGUUAAUGCCCGUGAAAAAGUUGUUGGAUGGUAUCACACUGGCCCCAAGUUGCAGCAGAACGACGUAGCGAUCAACGAAUUAAUAAGGCGAUACUGUCCGAAUUCCGUUCUCGUUAUCAUCGAUGCUGUACCCAAAGAUUUGGGUCUUCCAACCAAAGCUUAUCAAGCCAUCGAGGAGGUUCACGACGACGGAUCCCCAACGUCAAAAACAUUUGAACACAUCCCAAGUGAAAUUGGGGCGGAAGAAGCGGAGGAAGUCGGAGUGGAGCAUUUACUCAGAGACAUAAAAGACACGACAGUAGGAACGUUGAGUCAGCGAGUGACGAACCAGUUGCUGGGUUUGAAGGGCCUCCAUGCGCAGAUUCGUGAAAUAAAGAAUUACUUAUUGCAGGUCGGCAGUGGGAAAUUGCCGAUAAAUCAUCAGAUCGUAUACCAGCUCCAAGACAUUUUCAACCUCCUGCCCGACAUGAGUCAAAACACAUUUGUAGAUUCUUUGUACGUAAAAACGAACGACCAAAUGCUCGUAGUGUAUCUCGCAGCACUGGUGAGGUCGAUAAUAGCGUUGCACAAUUUGAUAAACAACAAACUGACGAAUCGGGACGCUGAAAAAAAGGAGACGGACAAGAAAGGAGCUGAUACGAAGAAGGACGAGAAGAAAGAGGAGGAAAACAAUAAAAAGGAGGAGAAAGACAAGCCGAAAAUAAAAUAAGAAGAAAGGAAAAUGAAACGUGGGCCAGCGUAAAGGGCGGAAGAAUAAAACGUAAGAAUUUAUCUAAUUUGAAUUUGUUCGGCCACACCAACAAUCAACGCUUAAUACUGAAGGAAAAACCGUCGAGAAAUGUACAAAGAAGAUUUUUUUCUUUCCCGACGCGUGCUCCUCUUCUAAUAACGUUGCAAAACUGCAGUUGCAGCGAACAAUUUUUCCCUCCUUAUUUACAGUAUACAAAUUUUUUUAAUAACAAUAAACAAGGAUUAAAUGAGAAUUUCAACAACGUUUAGGCAGUGUAUUUUAUAAGAGAAAAAUAAAGAAUAACGAUGCUUUUGUGUAAGUAACAAAAACUGGAAUACUAGAA
Venturia canescens is the source of this 1399-nucleotide messenger RNA. It is a transcript of the gene Rpn8, whose product is annotated as regulatory particle non-ATPase 8. Gene Ontology annotation, biological process: proteasome-mediated ubiquitin-dependent protein catabolic process. NCBI's taxonomy places the organism in Eukaryota, Metazoa, Arthropoda, Insecta, Hymenoptera, Ichneumonidae. Gene Ontology annotation, molecular function: metallopeptidase activity; protein binding. Bases 67 to 1035 code for a protein of 322 amino acids. The record is from RefSeq and is a predicted model, not a curated record. Gene Ontology annotation, cellular component: proteasome regulatory particle; proteasome complex. The transcript is spliced from 5 exons.